Rubroshorea leprosula is the source of this 1473-nucleotide messenger RNA. NCBI's taxonomy places the organism in Eukaryota, Viridiplantae, Streptophyta, Magnoliopsida, Malvales, Dipterocarpaceae. The record is from the annotation of a GenBank genome assembly.
ACAAUGUUUGUGUCAAUAUUCUGACAGUAAUUUGUUCAUGUGGUUUGAUAGAUCAACAUGGCUUGAAGUAUAACUGCUAGCAAAGGUCUGGAAGAAAAUAAUGACAGUUGGAUGGAUCUAAUGAAAAAGGAGUGUUAGAUGGAGUUCAGUUCAGCCAAAGAUGCUGGGGAAGAAGAAGAAGAUUCUACAGAAAAAGGUUUCUCAAGAAUUCCAAGUCUCCAUGCCACUGAUCGGUUAGUGAUUGUUGUGGCCGUGGUGAAGAAAAUAUCAAUAGCAGAUACAAAAAUAAAAUAUUCUGUUGGUAAAAGAGCUCUUUUCUGUGCCACUAAAUUCGGAAUGAUUAAGACUGCACAAUUCUUAGUUAGAAGGACAGGAAAUUUGCUAACUGUUACUGAUGAUGAUGAAAUCAGUAGUAAUGGUUGGCUUGUAAUGGCUUGUCCUCUAGGCCACAAGGAAGUGGCACAUUAUCUUUACUCUGUGACUCCAUUUAAUCUCCCACACCUCAGGAGUGGACAUCAAGAAUUCAACUUCCUUCACCUGUGUCAAUAUACAAAAUAUUUGCUUUAUGGUGCUUGCUUGACCACUGUGUACAUUAUCCCCUUGAAGUACUUGCGUUUUGGCAACGAUGGAUAUAUAAUUGUCUGUAUCAUUUCUCCUUUAAAUUAUUAAAUUUAAGUCUUGUUUAUAUAUUAUUUUUAUUUAUGUGUUUUUUAAGUUUCUCAUGGUUUAUCAUAAUAGGUAUAAAGCAAAUAUAUGAUCUAAAGUUGAAGCAUCUCUCUGACUUAGAGAUUGCAACAAUAUUGUAAAUGUUGUGGGCAGCUAGCUCUUGAUUUUCAAACUUGCUCGCAUCUUUGAUAUUGCUUUGCAAAUGAAAAGAGAGGUGCAAUGGUACAAGGAGGUUGAGAGUAUUACUUCUCCUAGGUAUGGGGAAAUAAAAAAUAGUACUCCCAAAGACCUUAGCAAAUUUUUAUUAAGGAACACAAGAAUUUGCUAAAUAAAGCAGAAGAAUGAAAGAAGAAUUGAGUUCUUAUAUAGUUGUAGGUGCUCUUAUCAUUACCAUUAUGUUUGCAGCAACUUUUACCAUUCUUGUAGAUAACAAUUUGUAUACCAAAAAAAAGCAUAAUUUAGAAUUUAAUAUUUUUAAAAAAUUGUAAACGCUAUUGCAAUGAUGAUGAGAGUGCCUACAAUUGUAUAAGAAAUUUUUUUUUAACAAAUUUUUUUGUUCUCUAGUAAAAACUUGCUCUUUUUGAUGCCGUUGAAUGUGAAAUGAUCGAGAUUGCAAAAUGCAUAGUUAGAAAGAAUGUCAAUGUACUGACUGUUAAUGAUGAGAUUAGUAGUUUAGCUUGUAACGAGAUGUAGUGCCUGUCAUAAUAAUGAAGUGGCACACUAUCUCUACUCUGUUACUCCAGUUUUCUUUUCAUUUCUUUUCUUUUCCCCCUGUAUUGCAUGUUGAAAUCAAGGAUACAAAGGCUU